Nannospalax galili (Upper Galilee mountains blind mole rat) is the source of this 1774-nucleotide messenger RNA. RefSeq names its product probable low-specificity L-threonine aldolase 2. Gene Ontology annotation, biological process: glycine biosynthetic process; L-threonine catabolic process. The record is from RefSeq and is a predicted model, not a curated record. Gene Ontology annotation, molecular function: L-allo-threonine aldolase activity. The transcript is spliced from 8 exons. Lineage: Eukaryota; Metazoa; Chordata; Mammalia; Rodentia; Spalacidae. Gene Ontology annotation, cellular component: cytosol. The coding region runs from base 19 to 1275 and encodes 418 amino acids.
CGGACUACAACUCCCAAUAUGCCCUGGACCUGCCCGGCCCAAGUCCGCGACCUUAGGGAAGUCCAGCUGCUCGGACCCCCGACUCGGAUCCGAGCUCCUGCCUCCGCGAUGCUCCGCAGACUGGCCCUGUCGGGGUUCGGGGCCCCCUUGGCGCGGUGGGCUGGGGGCUGGGCGGGGGUCCAGGCCCACGUGGUGGACCUGCGCAGCGACACGGUGACCCGGCCCGGGCCGGCCAUGAGGCGCGCCAUGGCCGAGGCGGUCGUGGGAGACGAUGAUUACGGCGAGGACCCCACCGUCCGCGCUGGGAAGAGGAGAGCGGAGCCCCUGCUAAGGGUGCAGCGCUGUUUGUUCAUGCCCAGCAUUAGCAACAGAGCCCUCCCGAGUUUGAUGGGUCACUGCCGGCGCCGGGGUUCCCAGGUCCUCCUUGGGCAAGAAUGCCACCUCCACGUCUAUGAGCAGGGCGGGGUGGCUCAGAUUGCUGGAGUGCACUCCCAUCCCCUCCCAGACCUGCCCCAUGGCACCUUGGACCUUGAUGAGCUAGAGAGAGCACUCACUCGGGGCUUCGGGAGCCCCUACCACCCAAUCUGCGAGCUCGUGUGCUUGGAGAACACUCAUAGCAGCUCAGGGGGCCGGGUCCUCCCCAUUGACUACCUCCACCAGGUGCACCUCCUGGCCCACACGUAUGGAGCACGGGUCCAUCUGGAUGGGGCACGGGUCAUGAAUGCAGCUGUGGCUCUGCGUGUACCCCCUGCCCGCAUCGUGGAACACUGUGAUUCUGUAUCCUUCUGCUUCUCCAAAGGCCUGGGUGCACCAGCAGGGGCCCUGGUUGGGGGCUCCAAGGACUUCAUUGAAGAUGCCUGGCGCCUCCGGAAGGCCCUGGGUGGAGGCAUGCGCCAGGCUGGGAUACUGGCUGCAGCUGCCCUGGUAGGACUGACUGAGGCGGAGAAGGUGCUGCUGAGGGACCAUGGGAAUGCCCAGAGAUUCGCCAAAGGACUCCAGGACCUGGCUUCUCCCAUUUGCUCUGUGGAUCCUGCCACCGUGGAGACCAACAUGGUGCUGGUGCAGGUGGAUGGGCUGCCUCCAGAGGAGCUGUGUCAACGCCUGCAGGCUGUGAGUGAUGACGAGGUGGCCCAGACUGGCCACGCUGUGCGUGUGCUGCUGUUCCCCUGGACAGAACGAUCCAUACGUGCUGUGUGGCACCGUGAUGUCUCUGCAGUGGACACUGAACUGGCACUGAGGAAGUGGGAGUUUGUGCUGAGACGAUUGGGGCCCUGAGGACAGAGGACCAGGGUCCCUGUGCCCGAGCUAGAAUCAGAGUGGUGAGUGAGGGGCUUCAAGUCCUGACCUGGUGUCAGCCAGUCCUCCCUGGGGAAUGACAACAUUGCCCAGCCUCUGGUUUCCUCCAGCACCUCUCAUUCCGUUAGGAAUAACCAGGCAUGGGGUGGGAGAAGAUGUGAUUGAAAAUCCAGACAAAAACUGACAAAAAUGACUCUGGGGCUGGAGGGAGAUAUAGCACACUUGCUUCCAUGCAUGAAGCCUGGGUUUGAUCCUCAGCACCAUGUAAACCCAGUGUGUUGCUAUACAGCUAUAAUCCUAGCACUCAUGAGGUAGAGACAGGAGGAUUAGACAUCCAAGGUCAUCUUCAGCUAUAUAGUGAGUUUGAGGCCAGCCUGGAUUACAUGAGACCUUGUCUCAAAAUGAACAGAUUUUUAGGUGAUUAAGAUAAUGGAGUUAUUAGAGAUGAUCCUUAAAAUAAAGUAUUGAAGGAAUUGUA